This is a messenger RNA of Lemur catta (Ring-tailed lemur), 1137 nucleotides long. Its product is annotated as olfactory receptor 8A1. Lineage: Eukaryota; Metazoa; Chordata; Mammalia; Primates; Lemuridae. Gene Ontology annotation, cellular component: membrane. The transcript has a single exon. Gene Ontology annotation, molecular function: olfactory receptor activity; G protein-coupled receptor activity; odorant binding. Gene Ontology annotation, biological process: sensory perception of smell; G protein-coupled receptor signaling pathway. The record is from RefSeq and is a predicted model, not a curated record. Bases 124 to 1053 code for a protein of 309 amino acids.
CAAAGAGCCCAGGAUGGCUCAACUGGCACCAAAGGCUGAACAUGAGCUUCCCCAAGCAGUUCAAGAGCAGCUUGUCAUGGGAUUCUUCUCUCUCAUCCCCACAGGCCUCCCACCCAGAGUAGAAUGGCUGCAGAAAAUCACUCUAAGGUGACAGAAUUCAUUCUAGGGGGAUUAACAAACCGGCCAGACCUCCAGCUCCCUCUCUUCCUCCUCUUCCUCGGGAUCUACUCUGUCACCAUGGUGGGGAACCUGGGCAUGAUCACCCUGAUCUGUCUGAACUCUCAGCUUCACACCCCCAUGUACUACUUCCUCAGACAUUUGUCAUUUGUGGAUCUCUGCUACUCCUCUGUCAUUACCCCUAAAAUGCUGGUGAACUUUGUGUCAGAGAAUAACAUCAUCUCCUAUGCAGGGUGCAUGUCACAGCUCUACUCCUUCCUUGUUUUUGUCAUUGCUGAAUGUUACAUGCUGACGGUGAUGGCCUACGACCGCUAUGUCGCCAUCUGCCGCCCUUUGCUUUACAACAUCAUCAUGUCUCAUCCAGUCUGCUCCCUGCUGGUGGCCAUGGUCUACGCCAUGGGACUCAUUGGCUCCACAGUAGAGACUGGCCUCAUGUUAAAACUGCCCUUCUGUGAUCACCACAUCAGUCAUUAUUUCUGUGACAUCCUCCCUCUUAUGAAGCUCUCCUGCUCUAGCACCUAUGAGGUUGAGAUGACAGUCUUCCUUUUGGCUGGAUUCAACAUCAUAGUCACCAGCUUAACAGUCCUUGUUUCCUACACCUUCAUCCUCUCCAGCAUCCUCCAUAUCAGCACCACAGAGGGCAGGUCCAAAGCCUUCAGCACCUGCAGCUCCCACCUUGCAGCUGUGGGGAUGUUCUAUGGCUCAACUGCAUUCAUGUACUUAAAACCCUCCACAGCCAGUUCCCUGGCCCAGGAGAACGUGGCCUCUGUGUUCUACACCACAGUAAUCCCCAUGCUGAACCCCCUGGUCUACAGCCUGAGGAACAAGGAGGUAAAGGCUGCCAUGCAGAAAACACUGAAGAGAAAACUGUUUUGAUGCAAAUGUUAUUGAUCUUUUUAAACUUAAAAGCAAAUAGUUAUAAAUAUCAGAGGGAUGUCCUCUGAAUGCUGGCCCAACUGU